CGCAGAACCGAGCGUCAUUUUUCAAGAGAUUGCCGUGCAAUGGCAUGGCGUGGCUUCUGCUUCCAGCGUCGGCGUUUGCGAAUCUGCUCCCGGGCAACAGCGUGGGCUGCUGGGGUGGAGACUUCACCUACGAGAGGUGCUGCCUGCAGGAUGACGGCAGCUGUUGGGAGGGCCUCAGCAAGGACAUGUGCUGCUCGGGCUUCGUGGAACUCGCGCUCCAGAGCCAAGAGGGCGGAGGCGGAGCCUACUGGCAAUACUCGUCCCUCGCGGACGAGGUGGAUGCGAGGGAGACACAGCCGGAUCUGCGGCUAUGUAUGGAGCGCCGCUAUACAUCCCCCUGGAACGAAGAGACAAACUACCUCUGCCACAACAACUUUGUGCAGGCGGCGGCGUGCUUGGCUCGACUCCCCGGGGUCAAGGUGAUCUUGGAUGUCUUCCUUGGCGGCGCCUGCACGGCCUCAGCCAUGGCCUAUGCUUCUCUGGACGCCGGCCGGCGCGGCGCGGAGAUCUUGUCCUUCGAGCUGCCGGAGAAGUUGUCGGAAUCCACCGGCGCCGGCAGCCGCCUCGCGGAAGGCGAGGGUACUUGGUGGGAGAUCCUCCAAGUGAACCACACUGAGAGCUUGGAUGAGCUGCAGCACAUUCUGGUGGAGCCAAGGCCGGCGGUUUUGCCGCGGCUGCUGCUGAUGCCGAGUUUGCCUGCGGUGGAUAGCUCCUGGAACUCCUUGGAUGUGCUUUGCCAGCAUCGGAGGCCGGUGGACCUUGUCCUGGUGGACACCAGCCCCCUGGUGAUGAUCGAGAAGGAGUGGAUGAUCAUCGAGGCGGUGUGCAAGCCCCGGCGAGCGCUGUUGGCCAACCUCAACCUGCCCAGCGCCUCCGCCUGGAUCUGGCAACGCCUGGUGCGCCUGGGCUGGCGCCAGACCCUGGCGGGGCACUACGUCUUGGGGGACUCCCCAUGGCCGCACCACUCGGAGUUGCGGCGCGUGCGCGCCUGGGCGCUGUUGGAAGCCCCAAGCUGACUUUCGUCUCCUGGCAGGAGACAGAAGAGGAUGCGCGAGCCCGC
Messenger RNA from Effrenium voratum, 1060 nucleotides. The record is from the annotation of a GenBank genome assembly. Lineage: Eukaryota; Dinophyceae; Suessiales; Symbiodiniaceae.